CUUUGAUUUGAAAAGUGAAGGAAGUUGAAAGAAAAAAAAACAAAGAUUCAAUGAACAAUAACUGGCUUUCAUUCCCUCUCUCACCUUCUCAUUCUUCCUUACCUUCUAAUGAUCUUCAAGCAACUCAAUAUCAUCACUUUCCUCUUGGAUUAGUCAAUGACAACAUGGAAAACCCUUUCCAAAAUCAUGAUUGGAAUCUGAUGAACACACACAACAGCAAUGAAGUUCCAAAGGUUGCGGAUUUUCUCGGUGUAUGCAAGUCUGAAAAUCACUCAGAUCUUGCUACACCGAACGAAAUUCAAUCUAAUGAUUCAGAUUAUCUGUUUACAAAUAACAAUACUCUCAUGCCAAUGCAAAACCAAAUGGUUACAACAUGCACCAAUGAGUAUCAAGAAAAGGCUAGUAAUAGUAAUUUGCAGUCUUUGACAUUAUCCAUGGGAAGUGGUAAAGAUUCAACAUGUGAAACUAGUGGUGAAAAUAGUACAAACACUGUUGAAGUUGCUGUUCCUAAAAGAACUUCAGAGACAUUUGGACAAAGAACUUCGAUAUAUCGCGGUGUAACAAAACAUAGAUGGACUGGAAGGUAUGAAGCUCACCUUUGGGAUAACAGCUGUAGAAGGGAAGGUCAGUCGAGAAAAGGCCGCCAAGUCUAUUUGGGUGGAUAUGAUAAAGAAGAGAAAGCUGCUAGGUCUUAUGAUUUAGCUGCACUUAAGUACUGGGGGACAUCCACCACUACCAACUUUCCAGUUAGCAACUAUGAGAAGGAAAUAGAUGAAAUGAAGCACAUGACAAGACAAGAAUUUGUUGCCUCUAUUAGAAGGAAAAGCAGCGGUUUCUCUAGGGGUGCAUCAAUGUACCGUGGAGUUACAAGGCAUCACCAACAUGGAAGAUGGCAAGCAAGGAUUGGCAGAGUUGCAGGAAAUAAAGAUCUAUACUUGGGAACUUUCAGCACUGAAGAAGAGGCUGCAGAAGCAUACGACAUAGCAGCAAUAAAAUUCAGAGGACUCAACGCUGUAACAAACUUUGACAUGACUCGUUACGACGUGAAAGCCAUUCUCGAAAGCAACACACUGCCAAUUGGAGGAGGAGCUGCAAAAAGACUAAAAGAAGCACAAGCUCUAGAAACUUCGAGAAAACGCGAAGAAAUGCUUGCACUUAACUCAUCAUCUUUCCAAUAUGGAACAUCAAGCUCUAGUAACACUAGACUCCAACCCUACCCUCUCAUGCAAUAUCAUCACCAAUUUGAACAACCUCAACCAUUGCUAACAUUACAAAACAACCAUGAAAGCUUGAAUUCUCAACAAUUCUCUCAACACCAAGGUGGUGGUUAUUUCCAAACACAGCUUGAGUUGUGUCAACAACAAAACCAACAACCAUCUCAGAAUAGUAACAUAGGUUCAUUCUACAAUGGUUAUUAUCAGAAUCAUCCUGGUUUGUUUCAGAUGAAUAAUAUAGGAUCUUCUUCUUCAUCUUCGGUGAUGGGAAAUAAUGGUGGUGGUUCUAGUGGGAUUUAUAGUAAUAGUGGAGGGUUAAUUAGUAAUAAUGCUGUUGAGGAAUUUGUGCCGGUUAAGGUUGAUUAUGACAUGCAAGGUGAUGGAAGUGGUUUUGGCGGCUGGUCGGCGGCAGGAGAGAACAUGCAGACUGCUGAUUUGUUUACAAUGUGGAAUGACUAUGAGACAAGAGAGAAUUAGAUAGAUGAUGUUUUUUUUUUUGAAGUAUGAAAACAAUUAACCAUACAAUUUUGUUAUGUCUUUUUUGUUGUUUUAUUAAUUGUUAUGCGUUAUUGUUGUGGUAGUUGAAAACAAAAGAUAGACGUUGAUUUUUCAAUGCAGGAUAAUGACUUAUUGGGUAGGGUUCUGAUUAUGUUAAAU
Messenger RNA from Medicago truncatula (barrel medic), 1871 nucleotides. Its product is annotated as AP2-like ethylene-responsive transcription factor PLT2. The record is from RefSeq and is a predicted model, not a curated record. NCBI's taxonomy places the organism in Eukaryota, Viridiplantae, Streptophyta, Magnoliopsida, Fabales, Fabaceae. Gene Ontology annotation, molecular function: DNA-binding transcription factor activity; DNA binding. The coding region runs from base 51 to 1691 and encodes 546 amino acids. The transcript has 9 exons. Gene Ontology annotation, biological process: regulation of DNA-templated transcription.